AUGAUUGUAUAUGUUGAUGACAUAAUUAUCACUGGUAAUCACACCGAGGAGAUGAAUUCAAUCAAAGAAAUGAUGGAAAAGGAGUUUGAAGUCAAAGAUCUCGGUGCUCUAAAAUAUUUUACGGGUAUGGAAUUUGCUAGAAGCAAAAAAGGAAGUCCAGUUGACAAGGGGAGGUACCAACAACUAGUAGGAAAGCCCAUCUACCUCUCAAAUACUAGACUCGACAUUGCUUUGGCAGUGAGUCUAGUUAGUCAAUACAUACAUGAUCAGUGUCAGGGACAUCUCAAUGCAGUGUAUAGAUUUAUGAGAAAGGUUGAAGUGUCCACAGAUGCAGGCUGGGUUGGUUCACUUGAUGAUAGAAAGUCUACAUCUCAAUAUUGCACAAUGGUAUGGGGGAAUGUGGUCAAAUGGCGAAGUAAAAAGCAAGCAGUGAUUGCAAGAAGCAGUAUAGAAGCAGAGUAUAGAGCCAUGGCACAUGGAGUGUGUGAAGCUAUAUGA
Molecule: messenger RNA, 498 nt
Organism: Humulus lupulus (European hop)
Lineage: Eukaryota; Viridiplantae; Streptophyta; Magnoliopsida; Rosales; Cannabaceae
Exons: 3
Coding region: 1-498 (165 amino acids)
Source: RefSeq, a predicted model, not a curated record